Molecule: messenger RNA, 7663 nt
Organism: Castor canadensis (American beaver)
Lineage: Eukaryota; Metazoa; Chordata; Mammalia; Rodentia; Castoridae
Gene: Prdm2
Product: PR/SET domain 2
Biological process (GO): regulation of gene expression
Cellular component (GO): nucleus
Molecular function (GO): histone methyltransferase activity; protein binding
Source: RefSeq, a predicted model, not a curated record
CCCGUGGGGGCCGCCGCGCGCGGUGGCGUCGGGCAGGGCGCGGGGUCGCAGGCCGGGGUCGCGGGGACCGCGCCGCCGCUCGACGUCACUUCCGACCGGAGCCAAGAUGGCGGCGGCGCGGCCGCGGGCGCCGGAGCGGGUGGAGCGGAGGCGGCGGCGGCUCUCGGCGCGCUGAGGUGCUGGCGCUGAGUGCUGCUGAGUCUGUGGCAGCCACCGAGACGCUGGAGGAGGUACCUGAGCAUGUGCUUCGAGGACUUCCGGAGGAAGUGAGGCUUUUACCAUCUGCUGUUGACAAGACCCGAAUUGGUGUCUGGGCCACUAAGCCAAUUUUAAAAGGCAAAAAGUUUGGGCCAUUUCUUGGUGAUAAGAAAAAAAGAUCUCAGGUUAAGAGCAAUGUGUACAUGUGGGAGGUGUAUUACCCGAAUUUGGGAUGGAUGUGCAUUGAUGCCACGGAUCCAGAGAAGGGGAACUGGCUGCGUUAUGUGAACUGGGCUUGCUCAGGAGAAGAGCAAAACUUAUUUCCACUGGAAAUCAACAGAGCAAUUUACUAUAAAACUUUAAAGCCAAUCGCGCCGGGCGAGGAGCUGCUGGUCUGGUACAAUGGGGAAGACAACCCAGAGAUAGCAGCUGCGAUUGAGGAAGAGCGAGCCAGCGCCCGGAGCAAGCGGAGCUCUCCGAAGAGCCGCAAAGGGAAGAAAAAAUCCCAGGAAAAUAAAAACAAAGGAAACAAAGCCCUAGACAUACAGCUGAACACAAGUGAGCCAGAUUGCACCUCUGCAAAUAUGAGAGAUUCUGAGGAAGGUCCUAAAGAAGAGGAAGAAAGGCCUUUGGCUUCAGUGCCUGAGCAGCCAGCUCUUAUCCAGGAGGUGAUCAGCCAGGAUGAAUGUCCGGAGCUGGUCAUCCCUCCCCCUGCCUGUGAGCCACAGCCAGAGCCGGAUGGGAAACAAGAAGCCACUGAUUGUGAGGUCAAUGAUCUGGAGGAAGAAGAAGAGGAGGAUGAGGAAGAAGAAGAUGAAGAUGAGUUGGAAGAAGAGGGGGAGGAAGAAGCUGACAUGCUGAAUGAAAGCUCUGUGAAAGAGCCAGAAAUACGGUGUGAUGAGAAGCCAGAAGAUUUAUUAGAAGAACCAAAAAGCCUUUCAAAAGACACUCCUGAAGACUCUGCCGAAGUGAUACCUUUUAUCAAAAUCCCCAGACCUAAAGAGGAGGCCAAUGGUGAUGUCUUUGAAACAUUUAUGUUUCCAUGUCAGCAUUGUGAAAGGAAGUUUACAACCAAGCAGGGACUCGAACGUCACAUGCAUAUCCACAUGUCCACAGUCAAUCAUGCUUUCAAGUGCAAGUAUUGCGGGAAAGCAUUUGGCACUCAGAUUAACAGGAGGCGGCAUGAGCGUCGCCAUGAAGCAGGGCUGAAGCGAAAACCCAGCCUGACAGUACAGCCAUCAGAGGAUCUAGCUGAUGGCAAGCCUUCUGGAGAAAAUGUUCCUCCUAAAGAUGAAUCGAAUCCUCCCCAGCUUGGGCAAGAUUCUCUGAUCUCGAACUUGGAGAAAGCUUCCCAAGAGAUAGUAAAUUCGUCUGUUGUAGAAGAGAAUGGGGAAGUUAAAGAACUUCAUCCAUGCAAAUACUGUAAAAAGGUUUUUGGAACUCAUACUAAUAUGAGACGGCAUCAACGCAGAGUUCACGAACGCCACCUGAUCCCCAAAGGUGUCCGGCGAAAAGGAGGCCUUCUUGAGGAGCCACAGCCACUGGCAGAGCAGGCCCCACCCUCCCAAAAUGUCUAUUUACCAAGCACAGAGCCAGAGGAGGAAGGAGAAGCUGAUGAUGUGUAUAUCAUGGACAUUUCUAGCAAUAUCUCUGAAAACUUAAAUUACUACAUUGAUGGUAAAAUCCAGACUAAUAACAGCACUAGCAAUUGUGAUGUGAUUGAGGUGGAGUCUAACUCAGCAGAUUUGUAUGGCAUAAAUUGUCUGCUCACUCCAGUUACAGUGGAAAUUACUCAAAAUAUAAAGACCACUCAGGUCCCUGUAACAGAUGAUCUUCCUAAGGAGCCUCCUAGUGGCACAAGCUGUGAGUCGAAGAAACGGAGGACUGCUAGUCCACCUGUGCUCCCCAAAAUUAAAGCUGAAAUGGAUUCUGACCCCACAGCCCCCUCAUCUUCUGUAAGUCUGCCUCUUAGCAUAUCAACAACAGAGGCUGUGUCUUUCCAUAAAGAGAAGAGUGUGUAUUUGUCAUCAAAGCUCAAACAGCUUCUUCAAACCCAGGACAAGCUAACUCCUCCUGCAGGGAUUUCAGCAACCGAGAUUCCUAAGCUAGGUCCCGUAUGCGUGUCCGCUCCUGCAUCCAUGUUACCAGUGACCUCCAGUAGGUUUAAGAGGCGGACCAGCUCUCCACCCAGUUCUCCACAGCACAGCCCUGCCCUUCGAGACUUUGGAAAGCCAAGUGAUGGGAAAGUGGCAUGGACGGACACAGUUCUGACUUCCAAGAAACCCAAGUUGGAAAGUCGUAGUGAUUCGCCUGCGUGGAGUUUGUCUGGGAGAGAUGAGAGAGAAAGUGGGAGCCCUCCUUGCUUUGAUGAAUAUAAAAUCUCAAAAGAAUGGGCAGCCCCUCCUACUUUUAGCAAUGUGUGCAACCAGCAGCCCCUGGAUUUAUCCAGUGGUGUCAAACAGAAGACUGAGGGCACAGGAAAGACUCCAGUCCAGUGGGAAUCUGUGUUAGAUCUCAGUGUACAUAAAAAACCUUGUAGUGACCUCGAGGGCAAGGAAUUCAAAGAAAAUCAUUCGGCACAGCCAACCUGUAGUGCUGUAAAGAAAAAGAAACCAACCACCUGCAUGCUACAGAAGGUUCUUCUCAAUGAAUAUAAUGGCAUUGAUUUACCUGUAGAAAAUACUCUUGAUGUGACCAGGAGUCCAAGUCCGUGUAAAUCCUUAGAUGCCCAGCCAGAUCCUGACCUUGGGCCUGACUCUAGUUUCUCUGCCCCUGCUGUUGAGUCCUCACCUGAAGUUUGUCCUUCAUCACCUGCCCUGCAGACAGCGUCCCUGUCUUCCAGACAGCUUCCUCCUCUCUUGGUUCCCACGGAUCCCUCUUCCCCUCCACCCUGUCCUCCUAUUUUAACUGUUGCCACUCCACCUCCUCCCCUCCUUCCCACUGUCUCUCUUCCUGCCCCCACUUCUGAUGCCUCUCCUCAACCAUGUCCCUCUCCAUUCUCGAAUGCCACUGCUCAGUCUCCACUUCCAAUUCUCUCUCCAACAGUGUCCCCUUCACCCUCUCCCAUUCCUCCCGUGGAGCCACUCCUGUCUGCUGCUUCACCUGGGCCUCCAACGCUUUCUUCCUCCUCUUCCUCCUCCUCCUCUUCUUCUUCUUCCUCUUCCUCUUCAUUCUCUUCAUCUUCCUCCUCCUCCCCUUCACCACCCCCUCUCUCGGUAGUGUCUUCUGUUGUUUCCUCUGGUGAUAACUUAGAGGCUUCUCUCCCCUCAAUAACUUUCAAACAGGAGGAGUUGGAGACUGAAGUUCUGAAACCCAGGGAAGAGUCCCAGGCUGAAGUGGAACAGGAUGUCGUUCAGGAAACAUUUAGCAAAAACUUUGUUUGCAAUGUCUGUGAAUCCCCUUUUCUUUCCAUUAAAGAUCUAACCAAACAUUUAUCCAUUCAUGCUGAAGAAUGGCCCUUCAAAUGUGAAUUUUGUGUACAGCUUUUUAAGGAUAAAACUGAUUUAUCAGAGCAUCGGUUUUUGCUUCAUGGAGUGGGGAACAUCUUUGUGUGUUCAGUAUGUAAAAAAGAAUUUGCUUUCUUGUGCAAUUUACAGCAACACCAGCGAGAUCUCCACCCAGAUGAGGUGUGCACACACCAUGAGUUUGAAAGUGGGACCCUAAGGCCCCAGAAUUUUACAGACCCCAGCAAGGCCCACAUGGAACAUAUGCAGGACUUGCCAGAAGACCCUUUGGAAACCUCUAAAGAAGAGGAGGAAUUGAACGAUUCCUCUGAAGAGCUUUACACAACCAUAAAAAUAAUGGCUUCUGGAAUAAAGACAAAGGAUCCAGAUGUUCGGUUGGGUCUCAAUCAGCAUUACCCAAGCUUUAAACCACCUCCAUUUCAAUACCAUCACCGAAACCCCAUGGGUAUUGGUGUUACAGCCACAAAUUUCACUACCCACAAUAUCCCACAGACUUUCACCACGGCCAUUCGUUGCACAAAAUGUGGAAAGGGUGUUGAUAACAUGCCUGAGUUACACAAGCAUAUCCUGGCCUGCGCUUCUGCAAGUGACAAGAAGAGGUACACCCCUAAGAAAAACCCGGUACCGUUGAAACAAACUGUGCAGCCCAAAAAUGGAGUGGUGGUUUUAGACAGUUCUGGGAAAAAUGCCUUUAGACGAAUGGGGCCGCCCAAAAGACUGGACUUUAGUGUGGAGCUCAGCAAAAUGGCACCAGGUAGGCUCAAAUUAAAUGCACUGAAGAAAAAAAAUCAGCUUGUACAGAAAGCAAUCCUUCAGAAGAACAAAUCUGCGAAGCAGAAGGCUGACUUGAAAAAUGCUUCUGAGUCGUCUUCUCACAUCUGCCCUUACUGUAACAGGGAGUUCACGUACAUUGGCAGCCUGAACAAACAUGCUGCUUUCAGCUGUCCCAAAAAACCCCUUUCUCCCUCCAAAAAAAAAGUUUAUCACUCAUCUAAGAAAGGUGGCCACCCAUCAUCUGCAAAUAGUGACAAAAACAAUAGCAGCAACCACCGCAGACGGACCGCAGACGCAGAGAUUAAGAUGCAGAACACACAGGCACCUUUGGGUAAGACCAGAGCCCGCAGCUCAGGCCCUGCACAAGUCCCACUGCCCUCCUCAUCCUUCAGGUCCAAGCAGAAUGUCAAAUUUGCAGCUUCGGUCAAGUCCAAAAAGCCAAGUUCCUCCUCUUUGAGGAACUCUAGUCCAAUAAGAAUGGCCAAACUUACUCAUGUUGAGGGCAAAAAACCCAAAGCUGUGGCCAAGAAUCAUUCUCCUCAGCUCUGCAACAAACCGUCCCGUACCCUGCAUGUGAGGGUGCAGAAAAGCAAAGCUGUUCUACAAAGCAAGUCUGCUCUGGCGAGUAAGAAAAGAACAGACCGGUUUAAUGUAAAAUCUAGAGAACGGAGUGGGGGCCCAGUCACCCGGAGCCUUCAGCUGGCUGCUGCUGCGGAUCUGAGUGAAAACAGGAGAGAGGACAGCAGUGCCAGGCAUGAGCUGAAGGACUUGAGCUACAGCCUCCGCCUGGCAUCCCGGUGCCCUCCACCUGCAGCUCCGUACAUCACCAGGCAGUGUAGGAAGGUCAAGGCCCCAGCCGCCACCCAGUUCCAGGGACCCUUCUUCAAAGAGUAGAUGCUUCGCCUGUUCCCUGACAGCACCUGAAGUGACCUGGAAUCAGUGAAGCCAAAGGGACCAGCAGUCUGCCCUGCAGGGGAUACCAACCUAUCCCAGUGGUGUGAGCCUUCGUGAGAAAGAGAGAGUGUGUGUGCAUGCGUGCGUGCGUGCGUGUGGUUGUGCUUGCAGAUACAUGCACGUGGUCUUCAAGCAGAGGUCCUGAACCCUGAGGAGCAGGAAGGUGGCUGACUCCCAUUGUCCUCUGGGCUGAUCCUUGGACGCGGUCUGGGCCCCUGCUCUGCAGCCCAGCCUUCCUGUCAGGGUGGGGCCUCACCUACUAUGCAAUUUUUCAAAAGCUCCUUGACCUGCUCUUUUGCUUCUUGAACUGUCUUUUGCCAUUGCUGGGACUUUGGCCUGGCCCAGGGGGGUUGGCCCCAGGGGUCAGCCUUAGCCUGGCUGGAGGAAGGCCUUCAAGAGGCCAAGUUCCUCUUCAAUACCAUUCCCACCUCCACUGUCCCUCUCUCCCAGUGUCUCUGGGAAUCAAUAGCAUAUAGACCCACUGGGGCUGAGCCUGAAUCCUUGGCCCUGGCACUUAGAAAACUCCCUUUCUUACUCAAGCAACCCGAGCUGCCAGCUUUUGGGUCAUUUCCACAUUGACAAUUCUAGUUGGUCCAUUGCUCUUGAGUCUGAGCAGAGAAGCCGCAAAGCGGGUGCACACAGGAGAAAGAUGUCAUCCCCACUCAGAUCUGCUUCCUCUCCGGGAACAAGCAGUGAAUGGGGUCCUAUGUGGGGAAGGGGGCUCUUCUUUCCCUUGCUUGGUGGGACCAGCUACACCUUUAGUAUCUGAACUUCUCAAAUUAGCUGCAAAUGGAAACAAAAAUAAAAGGGAAAACCGAAAAUAAAAUAAGGUUUAAAAAGCACAGGGUGAAGAAAGAGAGACUUCCAGAGGCCAUGAACUGCCUGCCAUCAGGGGAUGACAGGACUGAACCCUGCUCUCUGGCCAAUAGUCCGUGGCUCAGAGAAACAGGUGACUGAGCUUGGAGUUUGGACCUGGGUCAGUGAGGUUCUUGGGUUUUGUGCCUUUGGGGCGAACCCCAGGCAAGGAUACCUGAGACCACUUGGUGCUGUCUUCUCAGCUCUGUGUCAGUUGUGACAUGUCACAUCCAAAGUGGAAGGACAGACGAUGGAACGUGGGAGAGUUGUCACGCAUAACACGCAUAAAGGGAUUUCUCUUUCAGGGCGACUACGGUUGAACUUGCAACUCUGUAAAUAUGUAUGUAGACACUUUUAAAGCACGUAUUUAUGUUCCGUACUGUAAAUGCCCCAUUUUUAAAGUUUUAUAAUGUGUGUUAUUUAAUUAAUCAGUCAGCUGGCUGCAGGAUGGGGGAGAAGAGUUGUGUGAGAUCCUCACAUGGGCAGAAAAAUGUUGAUCAUUGACCGACGUCAUGGUUUUCCUACUUCUCACCCAGCUAAAAUCCAUUGUUUGUUUUUAAUUCUCAUGAACUGGAAUCGUGCACACCCUACAACCCUCACAAGCAUGAAAGAUCAUGGCUGUUCCUUACCCUAAUUUUUGUUUCAUAACGGUUCACAAUCACAAACUGUACCCCAGCCUCUCAGCUCAGGGGUUUCCCCUUCCAGCAGGGAGGAUCACUCACAAACCCAAAGCCUUGGAAGUCACCUUCAGCCAAUGGAAGAACCAUGGGCCCCACUGCUGGGCUUUGCGGGGCUUGCUGUCUUUGCAUGUGCACACAUGCUGGUCACCUUUCUGCACUCCUGGACUGUCAGGAAAACUGAUCCACUACUGCAGGGGAGGAAGAGGUUUUGCAGAGAGGUGCUUCCCACUCAGCACAGGUCCUCCAGCAUGGGUCUGGGUCACAGGAGAUGAGGUUCUGGAUCGCCCAUGUGAAGGAAGCAGACAAUAAAAGUGUGGAGAACCAUUGUAAGAGCAGGUGUGGGUAUGACCAUUUUGGUUUCCUGGUUUUUUCUCCCGUGUGUGGUUCCUGAGCUGGUGGCAGGGGUGGGACAGGCUUUGGGGAGGCCCAGUGUGGGGGAGAUUCUACCAGCAAGCCAGGCUUCUCUGCCUUCGGGUCACUUGCCCACUUGCCAGACCAUAAGGUAAGCCAUUUCACUAAGACUAGAAAGGUGACUGCAAAAGGUGUCUUCUUUAAGCAGCUUUAUGCAGGUCAAAUUCAUACACAGUUUACCACAUGAGUGUAGAAAGCAGAGUUUUUGGUAUCGCAGAGCUGUGUAGCCAUCACUCCCAUCAAUUAUAUUUAUUUUUAUUAAUUAUUUAUUAAUAUUAUUUUUUGGUGUUAGGAGGUUUGAACUCAGGACCUUGAACUUACUAGGCA